This is a messenger RNA of Cladophialophora bantiana CBS 173.52, 981 nucleotides long. RefSeq lists its product as uncharacterized. The coding region runs from base 1 to 981 and encodes 326 amino acids. The record is from RefSeq and is a predicted model, not a curated record. Gene Ontology annotation, biological process: secondary metabolic process. NCBI's taxonomy places the organism in Eukaryota, Fungi, Ascomycota, Eurotiomycetes, Chaetothyriales, Herpotrichiellaceae. Gene Ontology annotation, molecular function: CoA-ligase activity. The transcript has 6 exons.
AUGGCCCCAAUCACUUCACCCCUGAAGGUACACUUGCGGCGCGACCGCUCCAUCACCCAAUUCAUGCUGGAAAAUGUCUGUAACACGGAUUCUGGCAAAGUAAUUUGCGAGGACACUUUGUCCGACAAGCGUUUGACUUAUGGAAGUGUGCGCGAGGAUGCCUUCCGGGUGGCGGAAUCCAUGCGUACGGUGUAUGGACUUCAACCCGGCGAUGUGGUGUCUAUUAUCUCCAGAAGUUGUGUCGACUACAUCCUUGCCACUCAUGCGGUUUGGGCCGCUGGUGCCACAGUGAGCACUAUCAACCACUCAAACACGGCCAAAGACAUUGCAUUCGCCAUCGGGAUCGUGAAGCCCAAAAUUAUAAUCGCUGAUGCGGCCGUCAAGAAGAAAGUGGAUGAUGCCGUACAACGUGAUCGGUCUCAGGUCUCGAUCAUGACUCUCCUGUCCCGCGUACCUGGCCACCAUUUGUUUCCAGAUGAUUUUCUUCUCCAGCCCGGUGCCAGGAUCUCCCCCGAAGCGUACGUGCUUGAUGGGCAAGACGCACACAAACGGUGUGCUGCCAUCGUGCUGUCAAGCGGCACCACCGGUCUUCCCAAGGCCGUGAUGCUCUCUCACUACAACCUGACAGCCAUCUGCGAGAUGCUUCGGCUCCAUGACCGGGACAACUGGAGAGGAGACAUGAGAGAGGUGUUCUUCCCGAUUUUUCUAGUUUCCCAUAUCUACGGAAUGUACGUUUGCGCCCUGCUCGGGCCGUGGCUGGGAUGCUACAUCCAAUUGAUGCAUGCAUUUGACAUGGGAACUUUCUGCCAGUUACUGCAUACAAAGAAAGCCACAUUGGCCAGGCUAGUUCCAACAGUAGCUCUAGCUCUGUCUGAGUCUCCUAUCGUGUCAAAGUACAAAUACCCGGACCUGGAAUACUUUUCUUGUGCAGGAGCAGUGCUAAAGGUUGCUUCUUUUCAUCUAUCUCCUCUUCAAUCUUAG